Acanthosepion pharaonis is the source of this 1014-nucleotide messenger RNA. Lineage: Eukaryota; Metazoa; Mollusca; Cephalopoda; Sepiida; Sepiidae. The record is from the annotation of a GenBank genome assembly.
AUGAAUUUCUUGAUUUUUUUUCUUUCUUUUUUUUCUUCUUCUUCUUUUCUUCUUUUCUUUUAUUAUUUCUUUUAUUUUUAUUUCUUCUUCAAUUUCUUUAUUCUUCUUUUUUUCUUUUUUCUUCUUUUCGUUUUUUUUUUUUUUUUUCUUUUUCUUUCUUUUUUUUCUUCAUAUGUUUCUUCUUCUUUUUUCAAAAUCUCUUCUUCUUUUUCUUUAUUCUUUUCAAUUAAUUUUUCUUUCUUCUUCUUUUCUUCUUCUUCUUUUUUUUGCCUUUUUUUCUUCUUCUUCUUUUUUUCUUCAAAUUUUUCUUUUUUUCUUCUUUUUUCUUUUCUUUUUUUCUUCUUCUCUUUAUUUUUUUUUCUUUUUUAUUUCUUCUUCUUUUUUCCUUUUUCUUCUUCUUCUUUUCUUUAUUUCUUCUUCGUUUUUGUCUUUUCUUUUGCCCCAAAAAUUUCGUAUUUUUUCUUUUUCUUCUUUCUUCGUUUUUCUUUUCUUCAUAUUUCUUCUUCUUUUUUUCUUUUUUUCUUUCUUCUUCUUCGUUUUUCUUCUUCUUAUUUUUCUUCUUUUCUUUUUUUUUUUUUUCUUCUUCUUUUCUUUUUGAAUUUCUUCUUCUUCUUUUCGUAUUCUUCUUCGUUUUCUUCUUCUUUUUUUUGUUUUUUUCUUUUUCUUCUUUUUUUCCUUUCUUCUUCAUGUCUUUCUUCUUUUAAUUUCUUCUUUUCUUUUUCUUCUUCGUUUUUCUUCUUUUUCUUCUUCUUUUUUCAUUUCGUUUUUCUUCUUUUGUCUUUUUUUUUUUCUUUCUUCUUCUUCUUUGAUUUUUACUUCUUUCUUUCAUUUUUCUUCUUCUUUUUUCUUCUUCAAUUUUUUCUUCGUUUUUCUUUUUUUUCUGUCUUCUUCUUUUCUUGUGUUUUUUCUUUUUUUUCUUUGUUUUUUUUUUUAUUAUUUCUUUUUCUUCUUUUUCUUUUUUUUUUCUUUUUUUUUCUUCUUUUUUUCUUCUUGUUCUUCUUUUUCUUCGUAUGA